Molecule: messenger RNA, 5074 nt
Organism: Mizuhopecten yessoensis (Yesso scallop)
Lineage: Eukaryota; Metazoa; Mollusca; Bivalvia; Pectinida; Pectinidae
Exons: 2
Coding region: 111-2114 (667 amino acids)
Biological process (GO): positive regulation of DNA-templated transcription
Cellular component (GO): chromatin; nucleoplasm
Molecular function (GO): ubiquitin-protein transferase activity
Source: RefSeq, a predicted model, not a curated record
GGUCGAAUUCCAAGGGUCAAAUGAUGAUAAGCGUGACGAGGAAGGAAGCUGUACUGGUCGCUUAAACAAAGACUAAAACGUAAUAUCGUAUCAGAGACGCCCCAGUAAGUAUGGCGGAAGGUGGACCACGUCAUCAACCGUCGUCGAUAGAAAGAGAAAGACGCCAGUCCCUGGACUCCCAGCUACUGGAAUGUCCCAUCUGUCUGGAGCAGCUGAGACAUCCCAAGUCCCUGCCCUGUCUGCAUUUGUUCUGCCAGGAAUGCCUGGGAAGUUACAUCACAAAAGAAUUUUCAGGUAAGACGGUGUCAGCGUCUUUUUUCUCCUGUCCUGUUUGCCGGAAGGUCACUGAGCCUGUGAACCAAUCAGAAGCUAAGGAAACCUGGGCCGAACAGUUCCCAACCAAUCAUUUUGCUGUAGAAAUGAUCAAACUGUCGCAGAAGACAAGUGAGCCAACAGCAUGCAGACCUUGCGCAAAGAAAGGAAAAAUGAAUGUGCCAGUGAAAUUCUGGUGCGAACAGUACAAAACUUUCUUCUGUGCAGCUUGCAAAGUAGACCACCAUGACAUGUUUCAUGAAGAAUGCGAACCGAGGGACAUCGCGGACGUAAACAUGUCAGCCAAAAUGCGUCGAGAGGUCUCGCCUAACGAUUGUGGGAAACAUGAUGAGAAAAUAGAGUAUUACUGCGAGGACCACCAGCUCCUUGGAUGUAGCAAAUGCAUCAUCGUCGACCACAGGAAGUGUGAAGUGGUAAUGUCGAUAGAAGAGUCGCGGGACAAACUCAGAAACAGCUCCAAGAUUGAUGAUCUAAUGGACCUGCUUCAUAAAUGCACAGAAGCCAUGGAGACGCUGAUUAAAGAUAUUGGCGAACAACUUCAGUCCAUUUCCUAUGAUCAAGACACUGCACUGAAAAGUUUAACAGAUCUACGCCAAAACAUUGAUCGGAUGUUCGAUACGCUACAGAAAGAGCUGACGGAUAAACUGAUAACACACUUUAAGGACGAAAAGGCAAAUCUGGAAUUAUCGAGACAGCAAUGUGAACGGCUGAUGUUCGCUAUGCAGAACACAUUGACGUCAUCCGAAGAAGCAACAAUGACAGACAACACUGUAGGGACGAUUUGUCUGUUUCAGAGAGGGCGAGCUGAGGUCGCAUCCUGUAAGGGACUGAUACAGGAACUGGAGAAAUCGUCAGUAUCCACCACCCUGAGACAUGAGUAUGACACGCAAACCUUCGACACAAACACCGAUCUGACCAUGGGGAAGAUAGUUGUUGAUAAACAACAGAGAAAUCUGCCUACAACUACCUUGAGUGUGCCAUUGUCUGAAAGACAACUGAGGAUUAUGGGAAAGUUCAAUAUCAAACUUCCUUCUGAUAAAUCAGACAGCUUUUCCUGUGGGAUUGUAUACCUACAUGGUGGUUUCAUUGUCUUAGGGGACUGGGCGAACAAAAAUAUCAAGCAAUUUACAGAAAACGGAGACUUCCUAUGUAACAUCAGUAUGGAUGGGACGCCUGUAGAUCUAUGUCAAGUUGACGACAACACAGUAGCAGUGAUGCUGCGGGAGCACACCAUAUGUAUAGUCAGUGUGGAGGACUUAAAGUUGACCCUUACAUCAACAAUUAAGUUGCCAAUGACGACUAAAAGAUGCUAUGGUAUAACAUACCGGAAUAACAGGUUUGUCGUCGGCACAGAUACAUCACUUUAUAGCGUAUCAAGAAAAGAUGGGAUAACAUCACAACUUCACACAUUAAAAACAAUGUGCUUGCACCUCGCUAGCGAUCAUCAUAGUGGACACGUCUUUGCCAGUCUCCAUACCAAAAAUCCUAACGAAUCUGCCGUGACUAGACUUUCAGACGGCUCGAGCACGGACGUAAUGAAACCAGGGAUUUUGAAGCAUGCAACAGGAAUAGACGUGGACAGGGAAAACAACGUGUACGUUUGUGGCUUUGAUUCUCACAACGUCAUACAGAUGUCCGGGGACGGGACAAACGUCAGGGAACUACUGACGUCAUCAGAUGGAAUACAGCAGCCGAGGGCGAUUUCUGUAUGUGCUGACAGAGUAGUGAUCACAAACGGAUCGCUGGAUCAGAACACUGUACAUGUGUUCCAGCUUGUUUAAGUCAUACCAACAUACCCCUCUACAUGAAGUUGCGGUUUAGGUCGUACUGAAAUUGAAAGUACUUUUACACUUAGUGACAAAUAUAGAAAACACGUUGUGAAGAAAUUGUAAGUUGACUAGACAACAAUUCCAUGCCGCCAACACAUCAAAGAAAAUCGGAACGUGCACGUUAGGGGGUUACUCUUUAAAAGAACAACAGUAACCGGUCAGAAACAAAAACAACAGUAAGACAUUAUGAUAUACUAGUCUAUAAGCAAGGCGAAUGGGAAUUUGUGGAAGGGUUACUGUUUCUACCUGUUCCUGCCAUCGUGAUGGCACCUGUCAAGUCAAGAGUCGCUCUAACAAUAUAGGCUGCGUUAGAUGUUUACAUUUAAUAAUUGCAGACACCGAGACCUUCAGUUAAAACCAGCUUAUGGCGACGAUCGUACAGCUUCUCACAGUAGAUUGAUGGGCCCGGGUUCCUCCUCUACUGUGAGGGUAAGACAGAAAAAUCUUAAUCCAGGGGCCAAUCUUCGGGAUUGUUUCACCUGAGGGUCAUACAUUCAAGAAUGUAAUCCCAAAGGUUGAGUUUUAUCUGGCAUGACCUCACUUAAGUAGGUGAUCAGUUUCCGUCUGUCCUUUCAAUGUUAUGAUUGAAACCAAACAACCAACCAACACAAUGGGUAGACUUUUAGACGACCGGAUUGCAGGAACAAGAACGUAAAAGGACCAUCGGUUCCUAACAAAAUUGAUACCAACAACCAACUACGGUCUAGAUCACUGGGUGGUUUAGUGUAGUGUUUCACUAUAAGGGUUUUGUUUGCAUACCAAUCAUGGUCUACAUCACUGGGUGGUUAAGUGUCGUGUCUCACUAUAAGGGCUUGUAUGUAUACAAUGUAUGGUCUACAUCACUGGGUGGUUAAGUGUCGUGUCUCACUAUAACGGCUUGUAUGUAUACAAUGUAUGGUCUACAUCACUGGGUGGUUAAGUGGCGUGCCUCACUAUAAGGGCUUGUAUGUAUACAAUGUAUGGUCUAGAUCACUGGGUGGUUUAGUGUCCUGUGUCACGAUAAGGGCUUGUAUGUAUACAAUGUAUGGUCUACAUCACUGGGUGGUUAAGUGUCGUGUCUCACUAUAAGGGCUUGUAUGUAUACAAUGUAUGGUCUAGAUCACUGGAUGGUUUAGUGUCGUGCCUCACUAUAAGGGCUUGUAUGUAUACAAUGUAUGGUCUACAUCACUGGGUGGUUUAGUGUCGUGUGUCACGAUAAGGACUUGUCUACAUACAAGGCAUGGUCUACAUCACUGGAUGAUUUAGUGUCGUGUCUCACUAUAAGGACUUGUCUACAUACAAGGUAUGGUCUAGAUCACUGGGUGGUUUAGUGUCGUGUCUCACUAUAAAGGUUUGUCUGCAUAACAACUGCGGUCUACAUCACUCGUUGGUUAUUCUGUAGUCCAGAUACUGUUUACACUACCGGGUUGUAAGUGUACCAGAUGUUCAUGGCAUAACCAGUCGUGUUUUACUACAAGGGUCUGUCUGCGUAUUAGGUACAUUUUACACCACUAGGUGGUUUAGUGUUAGACUAUGGUUAGUGAUAUCCGGUGGAUGAGUUUUACCCUAUGGUCUACUGUAACCCAUUGUUUGAGUGUUACCUUGUGGUUGUUUUGUGUUAUCAUGUGAUUUAGUGUUACCUGUGGUUUAGUCUUACUCUGUGGUGGAGUGCCAUCCUGUGGUUUAACGUUACCUGUGGGUUAGUGUUACUCUGUAGUUUAGUGUAACCCUUUGGUUUAAUGUUACCCUGUGGUGGAGUGUUACCCCUUGAAUGAAUAUUAGCCUAUGGUUUAGUGUUACCCUGUGUUUUAUUGUUAUCAUGUGGUUCAAUGUUGUUACUCCGUGAUUUAGUGUAACCCCGUGGAAUAGUAUUACCCUGUCGUUAAGUGUUAUCGUGUGGUUUAGUGUAACCUCGUGUUUUUAAGUGUUACCCUGUUCUUUAGAAUUAGUUUGUAAUUCUAUGAUUAAAUGUUACCCUGUGGUGUUGUGGUACCCUUUGGUUUAGUGCUAUCAUGUUGUUAAAUGUUACUCUGGUUCAAUGUUUCCCUAUGGUUUAGUGUUACUUUGCACCAAUUAUUAGGUAUUGAUAGUUUUGUGACCAGUUGGAGCCUAAAUAUAGAUGGAGCUACAAUUGAGAUAUGCUUGAGUAUGCAAAUAGAAUGUCAAUUUAGCCAAACGCUUUAUCCCUGUAUUUCUUUCUCAUAUCCCUAUCUAGUUCUAUAUACAUGAUGUCACUAACCAUCCUAUAACCAGUUACGCCGUAGCCCGUUUUUACUUUGAUGUUAUAAGUGACUGGAAUAUAGUGUGUGUUUUUAAUAUUAGAAACGGCUGAUAUCCUUUGAUGCUAUGAGUUGAGCGACUGAGUAUAAGAUCAGUGAGUGGUUAAAUAAAAUAAGUAACAAAUAUACUUUGAUGUAAUAAAACAAGUGACUAGUAUACUUUCACAUCAUAAAAUAAGUGACUAACAUUCUUUGAUAUCAUACAAUAAGUGACUAGUAUACUUCGAUGUAAUAAGAUAAGUGACUUACAUACUUUGAUGAGAUAAAAUAGCUGACUGACAAACGUUGAUGUAAUAAAAUAAGUGACUUGUAUUCUUUCAUGUAAUAAAAUAAGUGGCUUGAGAUAAGUUGAUGUUUUAAAAAAAUGUACUUAUAUACUUUGAUGUAAUAAGAUAAGUGACUAAUAUACUUGACUGCUUUAAAAUAUUAACUGAACAUCUUGUUUAUACGGCACUUACCACCACACGGCUGGUUUAAUGGCUAACCUAUGUAUCAUGGUGGUGAAUCACAAUAAGCAGACCGUGUUUGUUUGUUUGUUUUCUAUUGUUUAACGACCACUCGACACUUUGAAUCAAUAAAAGCCAAACAACGAUGAAAAAAAUAAGCAUUGACAAAAAAAUGAAUACAUGUACAUAAAAACCAGAAAGAAAAGGU